Messenger RNA from Acaulospora morrowiae, 698 nucleotides. NCBI's taxonomy places the organism in Eukaryota, Fungi, Glomeromycota, Glomeromycetes, Diversisporales, Acaulosporaceae. The record is from the annotation of a GenBank genome assembly.
CAUUCGCCUUCGUGUUCGUUGCUUUUCUUGUUAUAACUAGUGCAAUUGCUGUACUCUCGCCCAUUUUGAUUCCGUUUGCUGGACUUUUUAUUCUGCUUAAAGUUAUGGAGACAUUUCGAACAGUUGAAGAUAAUCCCCCCGAAACGCUUCAAACUCUCCUCAUGUAUGAGAAAAACCCUGGUCAAGCGCAAAGGUUUCUUGGCGAGAACUUCAGGUGGCCUUCCUCGAUGCCAGAAUGUCAUAGAAGGGAUGCCCUCGUACAAAUCGCUGACGUUGAUCUCGAAUUUGAUGACGAUAUAGGGUUUAACCUUAUAUUUUUCUACAAUGCACUCGACAGAGGCGAGUUUUCUGGUCAUGAAAAUGAGUGGGCGACGGUGUACAACCAGAGAGUAGUAGAGUAUGGACAGCAGUAUAACGAUGAACAAUUGAACAGCGUUCUCGAAGCUAUGCCUAGUGCCAUCCAACUCCCAGUUGAUCAGACACGUCUGCCACGUAGUAAGCCGGCGAAGAUGGUGGUUGUUCAGCGUACUAAUAAUGGUGGCGACUACAAGUAUACAUCCGUGAUUGAUACAGGAGCACCAGAAACAAUAUCAAUGUAUGUUAAACAUAGGCUUGGAUGGAGUACAGCAUCAAACCUAAUUGCUGGAGGUUAUGGAGCACCUGCAAGACAAGUUUCCGCGCCUUCGUUUUUCGAGUGA